Echinops telfairi (small Madagascar hedgehog) is the source of this 3423-nucleotide messenger RNA. RefSeq names its product microtubule associated monooxygenase, calponin and LIM domain containing 1 (gene MICAL1). The record is from RefSeq and is a predicted model, not a curated record. Lineage: Eukaryota; Metazoa; Chordata; Mammalia; Afrosoricida; Tenrecidae. The transcript is spliced from 25 exons. Gene Ontology annotation, molecular function: protein binding; FAD binding. Bases 64 to 3273 code for a protein of 1069 amino acids.
GCUCCCGCGACGCCCGCCACACUGUCUGUGACAGCUGCUGCCCUCCCUGGGAGUUCCAGGACAAUGGCCACCCCCCCCAACCCAGCACAUGCCUACUUUGAGAGCUUCCUGCAGGCCCAGCUGUGCCAGGAUGUGCUGAGCAGCUUUCAGGGGCUAUGUGAGACCCUGGGGGUGGAGGCCGGCGGGGGGCUGGCCCAGUACCACAAGAUCAAGGCCCAGCUGAACUACUGGAGUGCCAAGUCCCUGUGGGCCAAGCUGGACAAGCGAGCAGGCCAGUCUGUGUACCAGCAGGGCCGGGCCUGUGCCCACACCAAGUGCCUAGUGGUGGGCGCUGGACCUUGUGGGCUUCGGACUGCUGUGGAGCUGGCACUGCUGGGGGCCCGAGUGGUCCUGGUAGAAAAACGCACCAAGUUUUCCCGGCACAAUGUGCUCCACCUCUGGCCCUUCACCAUCCAUGACCUGCGGGCACUCGGCGCUAAGAAGUUCUAUGGGCGCUUCUGCACGGGCACCUUAGACCACAUCAGCAUCCGGCAGCUGCAGCUGCUACUGCUGAAGUUGGCCUUACUUCUGGGAGUGGAAAUUCACUGGGGUGUCACAUUCAGCCACCUCCAGCCCCCUCCCCAAAAGGGGAGUGGCUGGCGUGCCCAUUUCCAGCCCAAUCCCCCGGCCCAACUGGCCAACUAUGAAUUCGAUGUCCUCAUCUCAGCUGCUGGAGGUAAAUUCAUCCCUGAAGGCUUCACAGUUUGGGAAAUGCGAGGCAAGCUGGCCAUUGGUAUCACAGCCAACUUUGUGAACGGGCGCACGGUGGAGGAGACGCAGGUGCAGGAGAUCAGUGGCGUGGCUAAGAUCUACAACCAGAAGUUCUUCCAGAGCCUGCUCAAGGCCACAGGCAUUGAUCUGGAGAAUAUUGUGUACUACAAGGAUGACACCCACUACUUCGUGAUGACAGCUAAGAAGCAGUGCCUGCUGCGACUGGGGGUGCUGCGCCAGGACUACUCGGAGACCGAUCAGCUCCUGGACAGUGCCAAUGUGGAUCCCGAGGCUCUGCAGCGCUUUGUCCGGGCUGCUGCUGACUUCGCCACCCAUGGCAAGCUGGGGAAGCUGGAUUUUGCCCAGGAUGCCCAUGGGCGGCCAGAUGUCUCUGCCUUUGACUUCACAAGCAUGAUGCGGGCUGAGAGCUCUGCGCGUGUGCAGGAGAAGCAGGGUGCCCGUCUGCUACUGGGACUGGUCGGGGACUGCCUGGUGGAGCCCUUCUGGCCCCUGGGCACUGGAGUGGCCCGGGGCUUCCUGGCCGCCUUUGAUGCAGCCUGGAUGGUGAAGCGGUGGGCCGAAUGUGCUGAGCCCCUGGAGGUCUUGGCUGAGCGUGAGAGCCUGUAUCAGCUCCUGUCACAGACCACCCCAGAGAACAUGCAUCGCAACAUGGACCAGUACGGGCUGGACCCAGCUACCCGCUACCCCAACCUGAACCUGCGGGCUGUGACCCCCAACCAGGUGCGAGAGCUGUAUGACGUGGUAGCCAAGGAGCCUGCGCAGAGGAAGAAUGACAAGACCGACUCCGGAAGGCUGGGCACUGGCACAGGCACCCAGGAGGCGCUGCUACGCUGGUGCCAGGCGCAGACCGCUGGGUACCCAGGGGUCUGCGUCACCGACUUGUCCUCCUCCUGGGCGAACGGACUAGCGCUGUGUGCCCUGGUGCAUCGGCUGCAGCCCACCCUGAGGGAGCCCUCUGACCUGCAGGGGGUGGGAGCUCUGGAAGCAACCUCGUGGGCUCUGAAGAUGGCAGAGCAGGAGCUGGGCAUCACGCCGGUGAUGUCAGCUGAGGCGAUGGUGGCGGGGAGUGACCCGCUGGGCCUCAUUGCCUACCUCAGCCACUUCCACAGCACCUUCAAGAACAAGGCCCCCAGCCCAGGCCCUGUCAGCCAAGGCCCUGCGGGGACCUCCAGCGCUGUCCUGUUCCUUGGCAAAAUGCAGAGGACCCUGCAACGGACCCGGGCCCAGGCAAAUGGGGAGGAUUCUGGUGGCAAGAAACGUUGCCUGGAGGCAGAGGCUGAGACUCCAAGUACUGAACAGCCACCUGUCCCAGAGCCCAGUGUACCCCUGACGCCCCCACCCCAAAGCCCAGAGGCUGGGGCAGAGGCCCUGUGCGCACUCUGUGGGGAGCGGCUCUAUCUCCUGGAACGUCUCGGUGCGAACGGCCGCUUCUUCCACCGGAGCUGUUUCCACUGCCACGCCUGUGAGGCCACGUUGUGGCCAGGGGGCUAUGGGCAGCAUCCAGGAGACGGACUGUACUACUGCCUCCAGCACCUGCCCCCGACAGGCCACCAAGAGGACAGCAGAGGCCCCGAGAGCCCGGAGCUAUCCACCCCAGGUGGCAGCCUGCCAUCAGCCCCCUCCUUACCCACAAUCCCCCAGGCGGGGGCCGGUCCUGCUGUGAGCCCCAGCCAGCCCACCCGCCGGCUGAUCCGCCUCUCCAGCCCAGAGCGACAGCGGUUGUCCUCCCUCAGUCUUACCCCCGACCUGGACAUGGAGCCCCCUCCCAAGCCCCCUCGAAGCUGCUCGGCCUUGGCUCGCCAGGCGCUGGAGGGGAGCUUUGUAGGCUGGGGAGUGCCAGCCCAGGGGCCUCCAGGGCUCCCUAGCUCAGCCCUUGAGGACUUGGAGGAGGAGGGAGGGGAGAGCUCCCUCUCCAGUGAAGAGGAAGAGGAGGAGCAGGAAGAUGCUGCUCUGGAUGAGGCCACAGAGCAGGCCCUGCUGAUGUUUGCCAAGAACUCAGGCACCCUGAGCAAGUACCCAACGUGGCGCCGCACCCUACUGCGCCGUGCCAAGGAGGAGGAGAUGAAGAGGUUCUGCAUCGCCCAGGCCAUCCAACGGCGACAGAAUGAGAUCGAGGUUUCUCUGAGGCAGCUGGAGGAGGAGGGCAGGAAUCUGGAGCGGUCCUUGAGGCGCCAGAGCAGCUCCCCCGAACAGCAGAAGAGGCUGUGGCUAGAACAGCUGCUGCAGCUCGUUCAGAAGAAAGACCAGCUGGUGGAGGAAGAGGCUGAGCUCAUGAUCAAGGCACAGGAGCUGAACUUGGAGGAUAAACAGAGGCAGCUGGACCAGGAACUGCGAGGCUACAUAAACCGGGAAGAAACCCUGAAAACGGCGGCCGAGCGGCAGGCUGAGCAGCAGAUCCUGCAGAAGCUGGUGGACGUGGUGAACCAGCGAGAUGAUCUCAUCCGCUUCCAGGAGCAGCGCAGGCUCAGCGAACUGCCCCUGGGGUCCAGCACCCAGCGCUAGGUGGGCUGUCUGCCUCCGGCCCACAGUGCACCUCCCGCUGUGUGCGCAGGGCCAGGGCCUGGUCUCACACAAGCACAAGGCGACGGCACCCUGCUAUCUAGGCUGCUGGGAGAGGCCUCACUGUUUACAAUAAAAAUGCUCCUGCUCACA